UAUUAAGCCACCAAUAACUGGCCAUGGCACAGUGCACGCAAACAGCGUUCGAGUUUAUACAGAGCGCAUUUUGCCCGAUGGUUGCAGUGAUGUGUAGUGAGGAUGCUGAUAAAGUUUGCCAGAAAAACAACUUAAGCUUCGUGGAAAUGGUGCGACCGUUUUGUCAUCUUACGAGUGAAGGUAAUUAUUAUAAGAUUAAGAUAGCCUUGUUAGUUGUUAGAUCAUCGUUUGUGCUAUUGUUAAUGAGUUUUUGUUUGAUAAAUAAAUACCAAGUACUGAAAGGCUGUAAAACGUCGUCAAUGCAUUCACUUAAUCGUUGAAUGUAAGUAAUUAUCGAUUAAUUAACCGUCGAUUUUGCGUUGAACUUAAUAAAUUUUUAAUUGUUGAUUUCCCUUCAAGCGGCAUUGUUGUAAAAUGUAUUGUAAUUAUUAUUCUUUGAGCAAUCAAAAAGUUGAUUCACAGUCGCAGUUACAAAACUAUGUACCUAAGUCAACUGUGGUGAAUUUCAUUUUUAUUUCUUAAAAUUAAACUAAAACAUAAUGAUCCAUUUGUAAGGCGUGAUAAUCAGCAUGUAGUUAUCUUUGCCAUUCAUUUACCAAGCUUGAAAUGAACGAUCUUUCACUAUUUCAUGAACCGUCAUUUCUUGAGCCAUUAUUGUAGUUUUGAAAGCUACAGGCCCCCGAUUGUUCAAACUUUGGACAGUGCUAUCCACCAGAUAGAUCAUUACCCAAUUUAUAAGUAUUCGGGAAAUCAAUUGCAUUUUCCUAUGAAUAAAAAUUUAUCUAUUUAUCUUUUUGAACAACUGGCUGCUGUGCUGAGGUAGAAUUUUGGAUCUCUCUUUUGAACAUCCAUCCCCUUCCAACACCAAUAUGGACACCUAUUUAAAGAAAUGGCUUUUCAAAAGUUUUUUUUGAGAUGGAGACACGCAUCCAAUAGGGCAUUAAGAGCUUGCUGUCAGAUAGCCUGCGACUAGUGGUGCAGCCCAUAAUGCUAGAGAGUUGUCCUUUGGACAAGUAAAAUUUUUCAAGCUAAAGUAAAAUACUGUUACUGAAAAGCAACAACAUCAACAACAAAUUUUAUUGAAAAUUGGAAAAUAACUAAUUACAUUACUUUCCCACCCGCAAAUAGCUUAUAAACUAAUCGAGGCGGGGGGAGCUGAAGACAUGUUACAAAACAAGAUUUAUAUAUAGAUGGACUAAAUAACAGUGAGGACACUACUGUACAGUAAAUAGAAUUUAAACUAACAUAAAACAAGGCAAGUACAUAACGAUUACGAAGAGAGGCUAACCUAAAGUAUUAAAUAACUUAGUAAGACGGGAGACUUUGAUAUAAUCAUCUUCUGACUGCAAGAAAUUUAGUAAUAAUUCCUUUAUUUUUUUACGAAAGGACGAAUGUUUAAGUAUUUUAAUCGAAUGAGGAAUAGAGUUCCAAAUUUGGGCAAAAAGUGGGGUUGGUAGUGUAUACGACUGUUCCAGGGGCCCAUUUCUUGAAAGUCCCAAUAAUUAAUGGGCCUGUAAAGCUGUUGUUGUUUACAUGCAAGGUAGAGGUUUCAAUAGUUUUGCAUCUAACAUGAUAAAACUAUCAGUUGAUGAAGCAGAAUGGAGUAGUUUGCUAGCCGGAACCCGCGCUCUUAUUCUUUAUAUUUUGCUUUGAAAAUUUGAUUUCGGGGCCCGAAACGUUACCGGGGCUUUCGAGAAACUGGCCCUACGCUAGUAAACCUUAGCAACGGCUUGCCCAAAGUUCUUCAUCUCACCUUGAUUCAAUCUUGAAUGAAGAACUACAUUAGGAAAAUCCAAACAAGAAAAAUGUGGCAGCCAUAUGUACAUAAUUAUACAUUAACUGAAUAUUAUUUAUGAAGUAAAUAUUUAUGUCUUUGAUGUACAAUGUACAUGAAGGCAUUAUAAUCUUAUGCAAAAAAGUAAUAGUGCCACACAGUAUUAUUAGUAUUUGUUUACACAACCAUUUAUGCAUUGCACCUUGUAUUGCUUGAAUUGUAGCUCAUGCCCGCGAUCCCUCUGGUGUAAUCCAUGCUGUGAGAAACUGGCGCAUCAGGCUGGUUGAAAUGUCAGCAACACAUCCACCUCAGCAUGUUGUGAAUAAACUUUUGAGUGAAGUUGUGUCACGAACUCAGCCACUAAAUACUGAUCCUAGCACUUUAACUCCUGAAGCACAGAUGAAAGGUAAGAACAUGAAGGACAACUGGGCUGACAUUAAGGUAGUGGGAAGUGGGAAGUGUUCUGGUAAAUGUUGAUAUAUAUAUGUGAGAUAAAAAAUUAUGCCAUGUAUUUGUCACUAUUUUAUUUAUUUUUACUCAGAGAUAAACAUUAUACAGUGGAACCCCGCCUUACGACCACCCCGUUUAUAAGACCACCUUGUUAUUACGGCCAUAUUCUUUCAAACCAAAAGUAAAAAACAUUGACUCAUUUUAUUAUUUUGAAGACCCCGUUAAUGCGACCACCUUGUUAUUACGACCAGGAUUUUAUAGCCCAACGGUGGUCGUAUUAACGGGGUUCCACUGUAAGGCCUUUUUGGUAGUUGAAUUAACCCAUGCCUCUGGAAAUUUUGCUGAAAAACACUGUUUGACGCUAGUCAAGCCAUUUUCUAAUCAACCCAAACUGCUUGAAACAUUGUUUAUAGGUCAUGAACUAUGCUCUCUUUUGUUCCCAAUUACAUUGUUCAAAUUUUGGGUGGGUGUGCAGAAGGCAAAAGUUUGAGUUUUUGGGUUUAAAAGUUACACAGCCCCCUUGAAUUUUACCUUCCACAUUUUCUCCUUGGACCACGGUGUGGUGUUUGUUUGUGAAGGUUUAUGUUAACAGAGGUUGGACUGCAUGUAAUAAUAAUACAUGCAGUUGAUUAUUGUAAGCUCAGUUAGUGUUAUUGGUGAUGGAUUAGUGGGUAAGCAACAAGUGGCUGUGAUCACUUCCAGCAUGUUUCAGCUGAAAAUUCAUAUACUAGUUUUGUUUCAGAAAUGUUUCCCCCCCUAAAAAUUGUUUUUCAGUAGGUUAUAACUGUGUACUUACUUGUUUCUGGUCUGUUUAUUUCUUUACAGCCUCUGCACCUUGGUUUGAAGCAUUUCGAGAUUGCUUUUUUCAGCUAGUGAAGCCAUCAGAUCAUGAAUUUAUCAGACACUUUUUAGCUUGUAUCCUUCAGGCAAAUUUUAUUUUCAUUUGUGUCUGAGUAUUGUAAUUUGUUAAAAAAACUAGUUACUGUUGUAAUGAAAAUAGGUUAAAACAAAGUACAGGGAUGUUGCUAUAUUAUUUUUUAAAAGAGCCUGCUACUGGCUAAUUUCACCAACUGUAAAAGACAAAGGGAAAGAAAGACAUGGGGAAAUUUUAUAGAUGCAGUUGAGUGAACAAGCCAGCUUGACUAAUAAAAAAAGCCUGCGAGGGUCCAGGGGGUAUGAACCCUCCCUAACAGACCUGACACUUGUUUGAGACUGAAAUUCUUACAUUGACAGGAUUGUCUAUCACUUUUUAACUGGCUGAUUUUUUUAAUGAAACACGCAUUGCAUUACACCGCUAAACUAAAUUCCAGGGAUAUUCAAAAAUGUAAUUGUUUUUGGGUACCCUCCUAUGAUCUGUUUACUUAAGCUCGCAAGGUGGUAUUUCCUGCACCAUUGGUGAGUGGCGUUCACAGAUUGAGGAACACGUGAGAAGUAAUUUGCCUGGGAAGGGGGGGUGGGAGUACUUGGGUUAAUGUGCCGCUGGUCUCUCAGAGUCCCUACCCCAUUAUAGUCUAUUUUUUGGCCAACUAUAGACCCCAUCUUAGUCACUUUUUGGAAAAUGUAAUUUUUGCGAUCCCAACUUUCUCUUUCUGUCUAUACAUCUACCUUAUCAAUGUGGUUUAAAGUGGUGGAAUGCAAUGCGGUCAAUGCGAGCUUAUUGUUAAAUUUAAUAAACAACAACUUUCUGAUUUUUUAACCGAGAAUCUUCCUAUUUUGAAUUCCUUUUUUGCGGUUAAUAUCUCAUGUAAGACUCCUACUUACCCCAAAAAUCUGAAAAUUUGCGACCCCAUCCUAGUAACUCUAUCGAAAAUGCGACUCCAUUAUAGUCACUCCAGCCGUGAAAAUGCGACCCCAUCCAGCGGCACAUCCCUAUUAGCCCUUUUAAGGAGAACCCCCGGUAAUUUGCCACAAAAAAGUUCCACAGUCUUCUUUCUCUGAACCAAAGUUUGGACUCCCCGUAUAUUUUCCUUAGUUACAUCCCUGAAAGGAUGAAAUUGAACCAUAACAUCCCUUGCUUUGACAGGGCUCUCACUAAGGACCCAGGGAGUGGGGACUUCACCCCUUUUCUAUGAGCAUAACCCUGUAGUUACUUUCAUUGGAAACAAAAGGAAUAUAGAACUGAUUUCCUAAAUGAUCAAUUCCCACCUAUGAAUUUCAUAUACCUACUAACUUGAAUUUAAUAUUGUAGUGACAGUCCUGUUGGAUCAGUCCAUAGCACUUUAGUUUUCCUUGAUAGCUGUGAUAUUAUUGAAGGUCUCAUAGUUGUAUCAUCUCACCAUCCUGACCCCAUGAAUGCAUUUGCCACCAUGAGCUCACAGCAGUUAGAGCAGCAGUCAGAACAACAUGGCCAUUUCAGAUGGUUCACCAGCACUGUGUUUAAGUAUUACCUGCUUUUACAUGAUGUCAGUGUUGGAGAAGAGUCAAAGUAAGGAUACUGCAAUAAUGUUCAACCUGAUUUGUGGCUUUUUAUUUAUUAAAUAAUCGUUUAAAAAAAUUCAAACAAACAUAUAUUGUAUGCGUGACUUAAAACCCCAACUAGUGAACUGGAUCAAUAUUUUAUAAACAUUACUGAGAUGUUGAAAUUGGAAAACAUUAUGUAUAAAGAAACAAAUUUACCUAGUGUUCAGAUUGUGACUCAGAUCAUGCCUUUCAGACUGUGAGGUUUAUGCACUGACCUUCAUGUGUACAUUGGCCAGUUGGAUUCUCUCUUAAUCACUGUUUCGUGGGAGUUUGACUGUAUGGAGCAAAGUUCCCUGUUUAGAAAAAUAACAUGCAUUCAUGAACAUGAUGGCGGCCUGGCUAAGAUUUCAGCUCGCUAACCUAGUUGUUUGAAAGGUAGAUAACGUAAAGGCCACGCGAGGGGAAUAUGUGAAGGGGAGAGGAUGCUCCUUCUCUUUUCAUCCCCUUGCAUGCGCUCAUCCUCGAAUUUUCUCUUUUCUCCCUAAAAAAAUACCGGUGCCUGCUACGCAGCUAUGGAUAACUCUAUCGCUGGGAUAAAUCUCUAUCCACUAUCCAGAUAGUGCAAUAAUUGGUUUGUGUAAUACUUAUUGUCUAGAUAGUGAUUUAUCUCGUGUAUAACACUAUCCAGCUUUUGAGCAUUACUGAGGGCUGAUCUGAAGUCAUCAACCACUGAAUCACCCAUGUUCACUUUGUAUGUCAUGUAUGUCUUACAUUCUUUGAUAUGCUUUGCAGGGCUGAAGCUGUUUAUCAAAGCAUGAAGUCUGUCUAUGGUCCAAAUGCUUGUCACCUUUUACAGAUCAAUUCUGUGCAUCACAUAGGUACCAAUCCCAGACCUAACCUGCCUGAUCCAUGGAGUCAGUUUAUCAUACCAACUAGUGAGGACACUUUGGUAAGAGACUACAUGUAGUUCUAUGUUGUUUAAGUGUGUAUAGUAUAGUCUAUAUAUAUAGAAUUCUGAUAGAUUAACUUUACUUAAGUGCCAAGGUAUUUAGCUAGGAAAGCUAAUGGGGGACACUAAAUAUAAUCAAAGUAAAGAUGUUAUACAGUUUAAAUAUAACAAAUACUUAUGAUAAAAAAAAUAAAAAAGAAUUACAGUCAAACCAGGUCAAGCGUACCCCCAAAGAACCCAUUAAUGAAUUUAUUAUUCAAAAGUUGAAUCCGUUGCUAGUUGUAGAUUUCAGAUUGACCUCUGCAUUCUUGUAUGUGUAAUGAGCCGUGCAUUCACACGCGAGGCAGUUAUGAAAUUUGUACCAGCUUCAUUUUCCUGAAAUUGAUGUAAAUGUCUUCUAACAAACUUAAUCCAUUCAAAGAUUUCCAAUCUGACCAAAUACAGAGAAGUUCUCGUAAAAUAUUCACUGCUCAUUACGCAUGCAGAAAUGCCGCUUUGAAUUUGACACCAGUUACGGGAAAGACUAACGGAUUCAUUUUUCAAAUAAUCAAUUCACUGAUAGAAUCUUGGGGGGUACGCUUGACUUGGUUUGACUGUAAGUAAACACUAUGUACAAGUACAGCAGUUGCAUGCACCAUCCAGCAGGCUUGACACAUCAAGAUUUCAUGCAGUUCCCAUAAAUGCUCUAAGACUAGUCUUACUGUGUAUGUCUUCACUAAUUUUGCCCCAAAGAUAGGGGCCUAAAUAUCUGAUACUCUGCUUGCCAUAUUUAACUGUGCCAUAUUGUGGAACAGGAAAAUCACUUCACAAGUUAUAAUGUUUAUCCUGUUUACAAAAAAUGUUACAGAUGUGUUUUGGAGCUAGUGAAUGUUUAGCUUUUUACAUUAAAAUUAAAAUGUCUUGUAAGCUUUUGUAUGCAAGACUAGGAAGGUUAGCCUUGUUUAAAAGUUCUUCAUAUGUAGCAGUCCUGUUAACAAAUACUGUCUGAAAUACUUGCUCCUGUAUUCUUUGGAGUUUAGCUAGUGAUGUCUUUCUAUAUCUACUUAUACAUUCCUUGGUGGUUUUGUCCAAGUAAACAAACUAAACCAACCAUACCUCGCAUUGUCUAUUUCACAUUGUGUAUUUAACUCAUCAGUGUAUAUACGCUAAGCUUUCACAUUCAGGUGAAACUUUGUUUCUCCAUAAAAUGCUUGCAGUCUUCAUAUACAUUUCCCAUCAUUUGUAUUGCAUUUCACAUCAGUACUAUGUGGCCUUUGUGAUUUUAUUUAACUGAAGAGUACAUAACAGUUUUGAGAAUCCCAAUUGGCAGUAGGCAAACCAGUGAGCUGUUUCCCAGGAUAUAGAGGUAGCGGUCUUGAAUUAGGGAUCUCAGGAUGAGAAGUUCAUUGAUCUGACCACUAAGCCGUUUCCUUAUACUUUCAUAUGAGAGAGUUUAAGCUUCACAUAAUUAUAUGACAAAUGGCAAACGUCAGAUUCAAGCUGAGAAUUUCUCAAAAUAGAAAAUGAGUGGACAAAAACAGCUCAAAAUAAUUCUUAUGGAUAAAAAAAAUAUUAUUACAUGAAACCACUAAUUUAUGUGUAGAAAUAAUGAAAAGUAAAAUAAAUGACAAGUAAAGGGAAUUUUGGUCAUUUGGUACAAAUUCGUAUUUGCCUUUUGACGUAAGUGUGAUGCUUAACCUCCCUGUUGCUUUUCCUUUAACCAGGACUGGGAUGAUGAUGAAGUAGGUGCUGAUACCCAGACAGUGGAAGAUGAUCCUGAGAAUUGUGCUGUUGAUGAGAACUUUGAUCCUGAGGCUGCUGUUGAAGAAACAGAGGGAGGACCUGGGCGUGUGCGCAGCAGUUCUGGUCCAAUUCUGAUAGGUCCGCUGUCAUUUGAUGACAGCCCUGAACCAGAGGACAAACUAGAGAAUGAAAUACCCCAGAAGAAUCUUUCAGGGAAGCAAACCCCAAAACACCAUCAUCAUCUUGCCAGCCAUUAUCGAUAUUUUUCCAGCCGUCAUUUCUCUGGGGGUACAAGGGGGUCAUCAGCUCAGAGAAAUCAUGGGCUGUGUUUGAGUCUUAGUGAUCACGACAGGAUUAAGAUAUUUGUUCAUGAGCUGGGUUACAGAGGAUUAUUGCAGUACAUGGAGAGGCUAAUGCGACACCUUAAUGAGCAGGUACACUGUACACAUUGUGUAAAGUUGGGGUGUUUUUAGUGAAGCUCUUUAUUCACAAGAUUGCUUCAUGAAAAUCAAAAUUUUAUAGUCAAACAGCAAAACCGUGAACACUUGAAAUAUUUCAGAAAUGUUUAUUGUGUUACAACCAAUCACAGCCAAGAUCAGGACAUGCUAACUAGUCAUAAAACCACAAACUAAUUUUAAAUGUUCUUGCUUGUGGUUUAGUUUCUCAUUUCUGAUUGGAUUUUUUUUUGCAACACAGUAACAUUCCAGAAAUAUUUCUCGUUUGCACGGUUUUGCUGGUUUGACUGUAAAGUUUCAAAUGUCAUUUUCAAAAAAAAAAAAAAACAUUAAGCAUCGUGUGUAAGUGCUGCUGUACAGGUUUCAAUUCAAGCUUUCAAUGCAGAUUUUUGUCACCAGACUCAAAAGUUAGAACUGCAUUGUGUGGUGCCUCUUGCAAGAGAUUCUGUCCUUUGGAUUUUCCAAAAUUUUCACAUAUCCCCUAAAAAAUAAAUGUUUCCAUAUUUAUAAGUUCAGUUCAGUCAUUAAAUUUUCUAUCUUUUUCAGAUUGUUUCCCGAAAAGGCCUUCAUCGUUAUUUUAGUGGAGCCAAGAAGUGGUUUAGUGGAGGGAAACCUGCUGGGCUUGCUUCUGGAUUGGUUCCAGGAAUUAUGUAAGUUUUAUCUUGUAAAAGCAAUGUAACAAAGCCCUUCUUAUACAAAAUAAAAACUCCAAGAGGACCGCAGCAGGGAUCCAUGUUCUCAGUCAUCCGGUCGUCCCAGACAACUACAAUCUCGUAUGGACAAUUACAAGAUAACUUCAAAAAUUGCCCUUCGGACGAGUGAGGUUAAUAGCAAACUUUUUUAUUUUAAUUUCAGCUACACCAGUGAUGCCCCAGAAUUGUAUCAGCGCAAACUGGGUGACCUAGCUUUUCUAGUGCAAAAUUACGAGCUAGCUUACAACUGCUACCACACGGCCAAGAGAGACUUCAAUAAUGAGCAUGCUUGGUUUUAUUUUGCUGGAGCACUGGUAAGAGUGGCAAUGUUGCCAUUAAUUUUCAGCUUAAAUAGAGAUUACAUAAAAAUGAUAAAUAAAAUUACAGUUAACUCUCUCUAAGGUGGACUCCUUUGAGACCAGCACUACUCGUAUGUGCUGUCUUAUAGAGAUGUAUUUUGUCUUCUAGAGAGUCAACUGAAAGGAGUACCGUAAAUGAUCGAUGAAGAGCCACUACUUGAAUAAGUGUUGCUCUUGAGUAUCUAAUCAUUUGGGUAUUUAAAAUUAACACCCGACCUUUGUUACAGCACUUUAUAUAAAGAGAUAUCAAAACCAUAUCACUUAAGAAAUAAUACCUCUAUAAACUUGUGAGUUGUAAAGUUUUGAUGUAGCUAGGGAAACUCUUGAAACCAGGUUUUUUAAAUUAACAGUUCGAGGUGGACAAAUUUUAUAUUAAAUGGUGCACACCUUGCAGUGUACAAUGUGUAUGCACCUCACUUAAUAGAGAGGAGAAGUCGUUACAUCACGUUGCCAUGGUAGCAAAGUUUUGGAUGACAUCAAAGCAAACAAAGCAAAAUUAGGAGGUUUCAUUUCGCAGUCGUGCAACGAUGGCUAAGAAAAGUACAAAAAAAGUUGUUUCGCUAAUGUAAAUCUAUCAGGGUUUUUUUUUGCCCUUCUCGUUACUGUUACUGUUGUCGUUGCUUAAUCUUAGGCCUAUUGUUGUCAUCCAAAAUUUGGCUACCAUGGUAACUUGACGUCACACUUCUCCUCUCUAUACUCUCUAUAUUCUCCUCAGUGUUUUACUCGUAGUUGAAAUGAGUGCCGCUCUCGAAUAAGCGCCUCUCUCGUAUAAGCGCCACACCUAUAACAGGGAAAAUGAAAUAACCACCACACAGCGUUUAAUCGAUCAUUUACGGGACCAACUCUAAAACCCUCAUUUUAGCGAGGUGUGCAUCUUAAAGAAGUGUCCAGUAAGAGGGAGAGAUGACUGAAUCAAUGUUUUUCUUCUGCAUUGUAAAAAUUGGAUUUGACCCAUAUGGGUGAUUACCUUGAUCUGCUAAAAUUUUUAAUCUUAAAAAAUGAAAUUCUUGUCUUGUCCUUCUCACUACAAGCAUAGUUAUUAGAGGAGACUGGUUAUGAAAAGCGGCAAACAUCAAUGAUAAAAACAACAGUGCAGCAGUUUAUGUUCAAAGCACCGUGAAAGUGCACAAUCCUUUGUUUUCUGUUGGCAAAUUGUUACGGAAUAAAUUAAUGCAACGUUUUUAUUGGUCAAUACAAUCAAAAUGAUAGGAAUUCUUUUGAACGUUGUGCACCUUCAGGUCCACAAAAACAUAUAACAAAGGAGUCUGACGGGUUUCAUAACCAUUCCACUCAAUUAACUAUGCUACAAGUAGCCUUGAUUGAAUUGCAUUUAAUUUUGAUUAUUUUUUGUAGGAAAUGGCAGCUAUUUCAGCAUUCAUGGCCUCAUAUCAACGCAACUACCCCACCCACUACAUGGAGACAUCCAUCACCACCUACCUCAAUGCCUGCAGGUAUUAUGCAUGCAUUAUUAUUAUUUUUAAGGGUAAUUGUUUAAGAAGCAAUUAUAGCACUCGGGGUGGUCGGAUAUGCCUUGAGCAGCUGUGCAAUUUUUAUUAUGAUUUGUUAACUCGGAACGUAAGUUAAACAGUUUAUCCACUGUAUAUUUACUUUUAAUGAUGGGAGACAUGAAGCAAUUGAAGAAAGUACACUGCCAAAAUUUCUUGAAGUAAUUGUGUCUCCUUUCCUAAUUUUAGUAAUAUUAAUUAUUCUCAUUGUAAUGUUUUUGUGUGACUGCUCCAUCCAGAUUAGCAAAUGCUACUUGCAGACCAGUAAUGAAAUUAUUACUGCUCCUGUAUACGUAUGUGUUAGAUUAUCUUGAAUUGUUGACGCCACGUGUUAGUGUAAUUGAAGCUGAUCAUUCCUAUUUCAAACAGUAUCAUUUCUCUCUUUUCUCAAUGUGUUUGUAAAUUUUCUCCAUUUUCAGACAACACCAGUUUGCUAUAAGAGCAACUCUCCUUAGCACUGAAGCACUCAAGUCACGUAAUAUCUUUUUGGACCCUGCGAUGCAGUUCAUGAGAAUGACUGCUGAGGUAGAUUAUUGAUUUACAGCUGACAAGACUCGAGCUCUGCCCAUCCAUUAAUCUUAACAUCAUUUAUGGUUUUUUGUGAGACAUCAUGGAAGGGGCAGGGAAGAUGAAAGAUCUGGGGUAAUGGAGAGGAGAAGUUGUUACGUCACAUUGUCAUGGUAGCAAAAUCUCUGCAUGACACCAAACCAAAAGUAUGACAUAAAGAGUGAAUUUGCACUGUUUCAAACUUCAUUGAUCUUAUUCAAUUUCAUUUAAUUUGUCAAAUUGUCUGGGCUUGAAUCCAAGAGGACUGUAUCUAAGUUUAAAAAAGAAAAAGAAAACUUUGGUGAACAUUGUGUUUACCUACUCCAUAAAGCGGGCGCUUGAAAUUAGGAAGUUUCACGUCACAGUCAUGCAACAAUGGUUAAAAUAACUUACGGCCACAAACCUCAACCUAAACCUUAAAAUAUCUAUUUUUUCAGGAUUCUGAUCUUCUGUGUGCCCUUCUUUUGGAGCAAGCUGCCCACUGUUUUCUUCACACCAAUCCUCCUAUGAUCCGCAAGUAUGCUUUCAACAUGAUUUUAGCAGGUCAUCGGUACAGCAAAUCAGCCCAGGUACAUAAAGAAAAGGGUGCUACCAUUUGGGGUUAUUAUCGUGAACUUUUUGCUCUUACUACAGUCUAAUUAUUGUUUGUUAUCCAACAGAGGAAGCAUUCUUUGAGAUGUUAUCGUCAAGCCCUUUAUGUUUACAAUGAAAAGUCAUGGCACCUUGCUGAGGUUUGUGUCUUAUUAUUAUUAGCCUUUUUGUUUUUUACCUCAGUUUUUUUUUUCUGAGGAAACCUUUUACCGUGGCAGGGUUAGCUCAGUCGGUAGAGCGCUUGACUGCAGAGCGGGAGGUCGCGGGUUCGAUUCCCGGCGCUAACUGAGAAGUGAAGGUACUUCCUUUGCCCUGCAAAAGCCUAGACCUUCGCGUGGCUCGGAAGACCACGUAAAAAUAGUGUCCCUAAUUAGUACUUUCGUGCUAAAUACAUUGACACUCAAAUAAAGUGCAUUUUCUGUAUUUUUUUGUUAGCUCCGUUCUAAUUGAUUACAAAUCCUGGACUCAUUUCGGGGCGCAAGAAUUCUAGCAGAGCCCGGUGGCCUAUGCUUAACAUUAAAUGUUGCACUUAGGCAACUAGAAAUCUUAGUUUUUUUUCAAACAAAUCAUAUGCUAGGCACUUAAGAUUUUACAGGUUCAUUGCAUCAGGCUUCCUUCUACUUUCUUUAGAAAGCAGCCGUAAACAUUUAAGGAAAUCUAGACUCACAUUUAGGGCCUGCUUACACGAAGGUGGGGGACUCCAGGUAGGUGAGGUAACCCGCAGCAGGUCACGCCAUCUAUCAUGUAAACGUGAUCAAAUUAAAAUGAGAGAUUAUAUGGACGGGCGGGUUACCCCACCUAAGCUGGUUACCUCACCUACCUGGGGUCUCCCACCUCCAUGUAAACAGGCUAUACGUCGAAAAGUCCCGUGCAUAUAUAGCAUUUUUGUAACUUAAUUUAAAAGCUGUUGGUGUUGGCCAAGUUUUGUAAUCUUGCUGGCGUCUUCUCUUUCUAGGACCACAUUAACUUUACGCUUGGCCGACAGUCAUUUAACUUGCGUUUGUUGGAGGAUGCACAAACAUUCUUUAGACAACUUUUAGAGUAUGAAAGCCUUCAAGUACCAGACCAACAGGCUUCCUACCUCAGGGAAUUUCUAUUUGUUUUUAAGGUAUUUAUUGAAAGUUAGCAGUAGACUGUGCAAGGUAUAAACGAAGGCCAGCUGGGGUUCAAUUAGCCUUCCACGCAGUCGCUUUUACGAGCUCCCCUAAAAACGCCUGCGUGGGACUAGGCUAGGGUUCGUUGAACUUAACUUGUAUGAAUGUACGUGUCAGAUCACAACUUCCCUCAUCCCCACCCUUCUCGCAGACUUAUACAGCCUGAACAAAGACAGAAAAAGCACCUGUGGAAAGAGACAGUAACACGAGAUUAAUCUCUGUAUCUUCACGGGCUAUUUAACAGGCGGAGAAAAAACACAGCGUUUACUCGUGGAAAAUUUGCAAUAUGAAGUUAACUACAUUGUAAAAUCGAUGGAUCAUCGCUUCAAGAAAAUUUGCUUCAAAACGAUUAUCUCUAAAAGCCGUUAAAUAAUACAACAGGUGCAAUGGUAUCAAGAUUUUGUGUAGAAAACGUCUUUUAUUGUCUUGUUUUUUUUUUGAACUGUGACUCAUUGGUUAUGGACAGGGACUCGUGAUUUUUCACAAGAUGAGUUCCAGGACUCACCAUGACUAUUUGUAAUAAAAUCACUGCAAUUUCAUCUCUUUCAGCAACUGAGUGAUAUGAAACCGAAGGAGAAAUCACAAUUAGAAAGACUUUCUGUUUUACCAUUGCCAUUGAUUGAGCAAGAUUUAACAAGAGUUAUACCUUGCUACCAACAUGGAUUGCUUCCAAGCAAACUUAGAGACAGAAAGGUUAUGAACAAUACGCAUGAAUCAAAAGACAACUUUUUGAAUCAAGUAUUCACUGCGAAAGAUGAACUCGAAAAAAAUCAUAACUGGACAUUUAUAGGACUUGCUUCUUUUGAGGACAACUUGGACCUUAAACUUGCGCAGCAUUGGAUUCAACUGGAACAAGAGACUUUUGAGAGUGUGAAUAUCACUCCUUUGCCUCCGUCUUUUCGUCCUCAUAUGCCAUAUCUGAGCUGCAAGACAGAUAACACAUCAAGACCUCUCUGUGUUGUUAGAGGUAAAUGAAAUGAAUUUAUUUCCUACCAAGUCAGCGAAAAGUUACUAGAUACUAAUACAUGUACCAUGGGGUUCUCCAGCAGCUACAGCAACUGGCCAAAAUCGGCAUCGGUAUUUCCAGGCCACCAUUCUCACAUGUUUCCUCCGACAAAUACUUUGCUCCACAUUCUCAUCCUCCAAGAACCAGUGAUAAAAUCAAACAAACAUAAAAUCUCACCUUUCAAAAUACAGAAAGAAAUAUUUCCAUGCGACAGUAUAGUUUAAUUUAAGUAAAACACUGCUGGUGUUUACCCACAGACAGGGAAGGGUAGGAAGAAUUUCUGUUCUGGGUAUGACGCAUUCACAGUGAUAAGAUUGUUUUACUCCUUGAUUGUUACUCCUGGCCUUACCAUUCAAGUUGUGUUCGUGUUUCAGAAACUGUUGGAGUUGAAGUAGUUUUGAAAAACCCGUUAAAGAUUCCACUUAACCUGACAAAUCUGUUAUUACUGUGGACAUUCACCCCGGAAAAUCAACAAGAAAGCAUCUCCAAUGAGGUUAGUAAAGCUCUGAUUACGUACAUGACAGUGCACUCAAGUUUAAAUCCCAAGGGGGAGCUGCCACCCAACAAUGAAUCAUCAACUGCACGACAUAAUGUUAAUAAUAACUAUAUAGGCGUACGGUCACGUGAUUACCAAAAUCUCUUGGAUGGGUAGACUCUGACUACCAAAUUUUCUUAGGUAUUUGGCUACGCUCGCGCGUGGAGCUCCGUUACUAUUCUUGGUUUGCAGUCACGGGACAAGGCAGCCGUGUUGGUUCACAAAACAAUACCAGUUUUUUCGCGCCAAUUUACGUGAAAAAAGAGUUUUAAUUUCCAGGCUAGGGAAAGGCCUUUGUUCUUGUCAACCAACAUGGCCGCGGUCGUGACGUCAGCAGAAAACCAACAAUAUUAAUUUGUGCCCUUGUCAUUGAAGUUCUCUUCCAGGAAUGAAGUUAUUAAAACAGAAGUAAUCAAGAGUUUUGACAUCAAUGGGACUGAGACAAAACCCGUAAGUAAAUUUUACGUCGAUUUGAAUGACAUUUGAAGAUAGAAAAUUGUUACAUGUGUGAAUGUUCCGACGCAUUUUGCUUCUACAAACCUUUUAGUCAAAAGUAACUGAGCAAGAAGAUCGGUAGGCUUUCUCAGCGCAAAAUUUAAAUUCUGCCUGUAAACCCUAACAUCAAAAUUUAAAUUCUCAUUGUCAUCCCUUUUCGUUUCUUGAAGAAUCAGCGGGGAGAAGUUGUUAAAUUAUCAAUUCAAUUCAUCUUCUGUGAUCAUAUCUUCAUAUUCUCUUGACCACUCUGUUUUAUGAAUUACAGAUAUCAUUGGGAGAAAUUUGAUCUUAAUUAUUCUUGAGGCUUAAGGGUUAGGGUCAAAGAGGGGCGCUUAUUCGGGGUUGGAUAAGUGAUUAGGUCUCGUAAAUUUGCUUUGCACAAAUAAUUCCUUGGAAUACAGGCAACACUGUGCGAAGGCGGAUACCUUUCUUUGGCACUCACUGUUUGCAAAAUGAACUUUCUGUCAUUUUUUAACUUUUAAUAACAAGUUGUAUACAUGAAGGUGUUGUUUGAUACAGGCUCGUAUUAUACCGGUCUAGACUGGUCGUCUUUGCACACUCUGUCUGUUUGCAAAAUGAACUUCCUGUCCUUGUUUAACCCUAAUAGUGACCGACAACAAUUUUCUCCUAACGAUGUCCAUACAUUGUCAAGAGAUAAAGUUAUGAGAAUUAGUAAAAUGAUCACCUAAGAGAAAAUGCCUUGAUUUUUUAUCAAAUUCUCUCAACUAAUUCUUAAAGAAAAUGUAUGGAGAUCAGUUUGGAGAAUUUGCAUGUGGAUGUUGGGGCUUAAAGGUUUAACUUUUGAUAACAAGUUAUUUACAUGAAGGCUUUGUUUAAUUCAGGCUCGUCUAACACUCAUACCGUACCAGACUGGUCGUCUUGACAUCACAGGAAUAAAAUACAGUUUGAGUAGUGUGGCUAUUAAUGGACCUGUUGAAGAAAAAUUCUCCACAUCUACUGCCUCAAAUUCAGCUAUGGCCGCCGUCAGUAUUUUGGGUAAAAACGACUUGACAGUGAAGGGCCAGAGAAUGAAUAACACCAAAGCGGAGAAGACCAGUGUUACCUAUGGGAAGGACUAUCGUCUUAACUUGGAAGUGGUGUCGGCGAUGCCUCUACUUGAGGUGUGUACUGAUGCUUUUAGUAGAACAGUACUGCUAAAAUAUAGAUUAAGGAUUAUUACUUUAUUUGAUUAAUUGCCAACGACAAACGCAACCCACAGAUGGAUUCGCCCUCGAGAUUUAAACCGGGGCAAUAUAGGUGGGAGACAAGAAGUCUCAACAGUGCCCCAUCCACCCUUGCUAGCCAAGAGAACAUGCCUUGGUCGGUAAGGGUAAUUCAUUUUUUUGGCCUGCCUCCAAACGGUAAUCCUUACCAUUAGGCUAACAGCAGGCAAGGAAGAUUUACACGUACAGCGUACAGCUGUCAGCAACAUUUGAUUAAUUGUCGAGACCAUUUAUGUUAUAAACGAGCCUUUAAACUUAUAAUCGAUCGCUAAGUCCAUAUUGCGUUCACCGCAGGUUCGCUUUGCUGGAUUUCCAAGUCAUCUUCUGUGUAACGAAGUGGUGCAAACUGUGGCAGAGUUCACAAAUUGCAGUGAUUGCCACCUUGAGAAACUCUACAUCACUACGCCCAACCCAGAAUUCUUUACUUUUGGGCGAGCACCAUUAUCAGCGGGUGAAACUACAACAGUGAGCGAUGUUAAAUGUGACUCAACAGUGGAUGAUAUCACUCGAGUCUCCAAAGUUCCCAUCCCGGAGGGAGGUCUUCCCCCAGGGAGUUCUACCAAACUACCGGUCUGGGUUCAUGGUCACAAGAAGCCUGGCAGAUUUAAGCGCGAGGUGCUGUUUUACUAUGUGCCUACGGAGAAUACGUCUCUACUGAGGUGAGUUGUACCUUAAUUUAUCAUGGUAUUUUAUCCUUAGUUUGUUAUUUCAUCAAGCCAUAAGUUGCGCUGGAAUCGCUUGUAAGGAUUCUGGCCAUCAGCUUCGAAAAGUCGCUACCUGUAAAGAGCGCAGGCAUCCCAAGCAGAAAAUGCAAGUGCUCAUGUGAACUUAGCCUGAGUAACCAAAAUCCGACGAAGGACUUUUUGAAAGUCUAGGCUGAUAGAGUUAUGCCGGCCCUAACAGUGUCAGUUUUGGUGAAACUGUUGGUGUCGAUAGCUAACUAAUUUAUGGUUUAAUUUUCUAGAUAUCGAGUACUUCAACAUGCUUUCAAUGUUACCACAAAUAGUUCGGUUGGUGUGCAUGCCACUGCAAGACGGAACAGACAUUCGGCUCUAUCGCAGAGGUAUGUUUAUGUUACAAACGUAAUGUAUGUAAUGAGUCAUUGCACUUUUUAAUUGUUGAGGAAACACGUCGCAGAGCGUUUUUUACCCCUUCUAUUCAAGUUCAUGCUAUAAUUUGUCUUUUUUUUCAUUUUGCCCCUUUUAUUUUAGUGUUUCCAGCUAUCCUUUUAUUAAAAAUUUAAUUUUUACGCGUCUUCAAUGCAUUGUAGGUAUUAAAAUUCUAGUUGUCAGGGUAAGCUAAGGUACAGUGAGAGACAGAUGAUGUUUCAACGGCGAAUUUUCCUGAACAGUAAAGAGGUCUAAAUAAUGCUAAAAUUCAUGUUUAUUAUUCUGCAGUUCUGAGGAUCAAAAGUAGCGCUAAACUUCAUGUUCAUUAUUUCGUAGUUCCGAGGAUCAAAAUCAGCUCAUUGUGGCACUGGAUGUUGAAAGUCUUGUUCGGGUUAGUGAACUGUUUACCAUUUUCUGGUCAACAUGAACUAAAACAUUGAUACUUCUGGACCAAGCAUAGGAAACCUCACCGUGUAUUGAGGGACAGUGGUUAAUAGCCUUUGUGGCAGUCGCAAAUUGGGAAGGGGGCGGGGGAGGGGAGGCGUUUGGAGAAAAAAGAUGAAAGGGAAAAGGGAGAUGGUCCCUUCUCUUGUCUCCCCCCCCCCCCCCCCCCACCCUCCCCUUUCCCUUCCUACCCUUUGUGACGCCCUCUGUGUAAGCUGUUGGCGAAGGCUUUGUGGAUAUCCGCAUAAUCCGGGUUUCGCUCGACUCCUCGUGUACUCACAAAAAACGUGCAGUAUACAGAACUGUUGUCGGGGAAUUUUUCUUUCUCUUAGAAUGGACUGAAAUAUGAGAAAACCGUCUGUAAUCAUAAACGAACACAAAGGAAAUACAGGAAAACCUUAAAGGGGACCUACAUACCAUUUAGCAGAUUCAAACGGACUGUCUUCGGAUAAACUUCAAAAGCAUCCACCCGCUCCUUUUCAAGUUUGCAAACAAAGUCAGCUUGAACAUCACGACAUUGCUGUUUUGACGGACUCCUGCAUUGGACCCCUUUCAUUUAACUUGUACUACUUUUUCUCCUUGUUCUUUUGAAUACAUAUACUGACCGCUUUAACUCUGAGUUCCGAGAUGACGUAGUAUAUCGAAAUUUAGCGUAUAGGAGUUUGUGCAAAUUGCCCAGUGUUCAAUUUUUAGAAGAAAGUUCACAGUAUACCCGAUUGGAAACAUUCCCCCAUAGUUUGGUAUGAAGUAAGUUAUAUUGAUUUGCUUGUUCAUUGAACUUUGUUUUGUUUACAAUACAGGGGGACGUUGCCAGAAAACACAUUGAAUUUUCUGUGGUUCAAGUUUCUUGUGCAAGCAGAAAAUGGAUUCUGCAGCCCUUAAGUCACAAUAAAACUGGUACUUUUCAUUUUUCAUUUUGUCGUUUUAUACCUAGGCUUUUGACUAGCAAUUUUCAGUUACUCUCCAGGGGCUCGUGAUAGCAAAAGAGAACUAUAGGCAGAGAGGGAAACGCCCAGUGUAGCCCUUUGAUUUGUGAAUUUCACCAAAGUUAUUUUUAGACCAAUUAAACGCUUGAAAUUAAUCGGCCAGAGAGAAUUCAACAGUCGCCAUUACAAUAUUCUGCAUUGUUUACGUUGGGGCAGUCACACGUUUCAAACAAUCAAUAAAAAUGUGCGGACGUCUCAGGAAUUCUUCCUUUUAAUUACGACCUCUAAAAUUACUUUACUGAAAUUCACAUAUCCCGGCCAACACCCCAAGAUUCCCUCAUUAUUCUCUCUUGGUGAUAGUUGAUGUAGCAUUCCAAGAAAGGUAGUCUCUCCAUUCUUAUCAUCAUUUUGGUCGAACAAGUCUGGGUUUCUCCACAAAUGAAAAACACCCAUUUUUCAGUAUCAAAUCCUUUUCGUUAUUUUCUCGCGAAGAAUGAAAGAAAUGGAUGAUGCGAAGAAUGAAAGACAUGGAUGAUGUUGUACCAAUGACUGUUAAUGCACUUGUUCAGUUGAUCAAUGUAGAUGGCCAGUGUCCUCCUCAGACUAACGUUGGUGUGCUCUUUUCUGUUCACAGAUGGUGCAAUUAAAGUCAGAUAUGGCGAAACCGUCAUGGUCCAGUUUAAAGCAACAAAACGGCAAGGUAAAGAGCCUUUUUUUUUUAGUAUGGGGUGAUUUUCUCACGAACCCAAUAAAUACGAAAUACAAAGUGAAAAGUUUCCUUAGAAAAGAAGUAAAAGCUGCGGUGCUUACUACAUGUAUAAUGCCAGUUUGGGUCCUUCAUCACACCUAAUUUUUAAACAUUCUUUGUUUGUCUAAACAGGUGAAUGCAGUUCCACGGCUGAACUUCAUUUUAGUCACGUGUGCUUCGUGGAAAGUGAGGUAAGCUGGAGGCAGCGUGGCCGAGUGGUCAACGCGCCGGACUCACAAUCCAGUGGUCCUGGGUUCGAGUCCCGCUCCCUCCCAUCACGCUUGAUUUGUUUUUCGGUGUCCCUAAUUCAAAUCCUAGGUCAUUCUUGUAAGUAGCUAACUAAGUGUCUCCUGCUAAUUGCGGUUUUUAAUUCUGUUAUGUUCUAUUUGGAUAUUUGUUGCGCGAAUUUGUACCCUUUAUCAAGUUUCCCCUUUACUUGUCGUUUACUGUUCAUUACUUCUACACCUAAAUUAGUAGUUUCACGCAAUAUUUUUAUCCGUAACAGUUGUUUUGAGCUGUUUUUAUCCGCUUAUUUUCUAUUUUAAGAAAUUCACAACUCUAAUCUCACGUUUGCCGUUCGCUGUGUAUGUGAAGAUUAUACUCUCUACUAGCUGGAAUGGAAACUAAGUGCGCUUCCACUAUAAACAAAUCUUUACCUUUACCUUUGGUUUUGAUUUUUUUAUGUUUUUAUUUGCUUCUUACACACAUUGCAUAAAUAUAGCAACGUAAAUACAAAAGAAAAAAACAAACAAAAUCGUUAAGAGGAAAGAAGAUUAAUUAAUAUAUUACUAGUAAGGUUGCUAAACAGGAUUUAGCGUAAGUAAUUUUUUUGUCGUCUUUUGGAAGACAUUUACCUUUUACGGUCAUGGCGGGAACCCUGUGCACACUUGAAUGGUUUUGCUGUAAGGUAAUAAGUGACAUUAUGAGUAUUUUUUUGUUGUAGAUUCCUGCCUCAUCUUCGCCUGCUGUGGACUUUUUCUUCAGAUCAGAUUCUUGGCAAGAGCAGAAAAAACUUUCACAGCCCAAAGAAGCUGGGAGCGUCGAUGAUGCCUCACAAGUGGAUAUCGGUUUAAUUGUUUUUUGGCAGGUAACUUGAGUCCUAAGUUCUCCUUGGCUUCUAGGUAACAAACUGUGUUCUUCAGUUGCUUCCGCAUAAGUGACUAUAAUUGAGUUAUGUUCUAUAUUAAUCUUAGUGAUCAAUAAGGUGUGGGUUGUGCAAUUCUCACUUAAUGCUUCAGUUUCAUUAUAGACCUUAGAUUUGAGGACGAGAUUUAACUUACAAGUUUCUUUUAGUUUUCUCGAAAAACAUAUACACCUCGUAAAGCUUCGUUGUCCUCUCUGUUAGCAGAAAUAUUACCACGGUUACAUUUAUUGAAGGAGGUUAAGCCCUCUCCCGGUCGCAAAAUGAUAAACCUCUAACUGUUGUUGUUCCCGCCACAACGAAUUUCUUGCUAAAACUCGUAAUAAAAUGACGACGGCUAUCACGUUUUCCCGCCAAAAUGGCGCUUGUUCACCCGUCCGCACUACUUAGUAUUGAGAAAAUUUCGUACUCGUAGUCGUCCUUGUCUUAGAGUCUAAAGAUCUCCAUUUUCUCUUCUUGACCAGACGUCUUACAUAGACAAGGAUUUUCAGCAGCAAAUUGUUAAUGGUCAGAACCAUGUUAACAUCAGCAGAUUGGCGGAAACUGUUUCAGCUGUGACACAGGCUCAGGUAAGAAAAUAACUCCUUGUGUUUAUAUACUGUUGAAUAUGACUUGGUUCAUAUUUCUCUGGAGGACUACUUGAAGCGCACAGGGCUAAAAUCUCCUCUUGUGACGAAAGGCGGCGCGCCGAAAUGUGGAUAAAUCUUUAUAAUCGUGGUCUGUAAACUACGUAGCUUUCUCUCUCUGGGUAUUCUUUACCUUUGUGUCUAUGGUUGUGUGUUUUUUGUUUCUGUUGCUGCUUGCUUUUGUGCCUUGAUUCACCCUUUCAACAUUCUGAUCAUUCAGUGACGCUGACAAGCCAUUGUUCAUGGGUGUCUUUUCAGGUACAGCCCACCGAACCAGUUUCGAAUGAAACAGUCUCACCCAGUGGCUUGAACAACCAAGAAUUACUUGUUAAAUAUUCGCUCCGCCAUCCCGCAUCACUACAAGUGGACUUUAGCACCAGCAGGUAAUUUUAAAGGCCAGAGUUUGUCCGAGUGGAAGGUGUUGAGUGACUGAAUACCUCGAAACGUUUUGUUUUAAAUACCAAAUAAACAUCACUAUAAAUAUAUGGUGAGUAGUGCAAUGCUUCUUCUGUUUGGACAAGUGACCCUUUCACCCUAAAACGUUUGAUAAUGCGGUGCUUUUUUGUACUCCCAAAGCCAUGUUUCAAACUGACAAAAAUUUAUCGGUCCUUUUCGAUCAUUAUUAAGAGGAAAUUGGGAACUUGUUAUUUUAUUGCAUUUUUACCGACAAAUCCUUGGUGGCUACGUUCAAAAGUUUAUCCUGUACCUGAGUUUUACCUGUCAUGUGAUGUUGUUGUUUUUUUGUUUUCAGAUUGGCACGUCUUUCAGUGGAACUCUUGUUGCAUAACUGCUGCUCAAAACCUGUUGAUGUGUUUGUGGAAUUGUUUUCCAGGUUGCGCAUUUUAAUUCUCUAUUGUUUUUAGGGCUGACAUUAUCUUGAGAGCCUUUUCCUUCAACUUGGAGACCAGAGAAAGCCUUUAAUCAAUCAAAGAACCUCGUCAUUUCUCUGUCCCCAUGUUUUGUACCCUCUUCCCCCCUCCCCACUUCCGCUUUUCCUUACCCAAAUCCCUAGUGAUACGACUUUGACUUUGUCUUGAAUAAAAUCACAUGAAAUUCCCUCGAACCCGCUGGAGACUUUUGAAAACGAUGUCAAAACACACGUGCCACAUGUUUUCCUGUUACUUUCAAACAAGUUGUCCCUUUGAGGUCCUUACAUCCCUGUCUUCUUUCUAGUGUUGGAAACUCGACUGCAGUCUUAGAAGAUAAACCUACCGACGCCCAAGACAACUUCUUUUCAUUCGACACGGAUUCCAGUCCUGCGUCAAAAUCGUCUCCCAGUUCUCUUACUUGGAUUGGGCAAACCUCAAGCAGAUUUCACUUGCCCUCAAGCGGAUCUUCGUCGUUGGUAUUCAGCGCUCUAGUUACUCUUCCGGGCGUUUAUAACAUGAACAAUUUUCGCGUCCUCGCGAAACUAUCCGAGGAACUUGAACCUGGGGGCAGUAUGGUUCUUCAGAAGCCUUGUCCGCCCAGCUUUGUGGUUGUUGAGAACACUUCAUGACCUCUGUGGAGAAGAAAAAAAUUACAACGCUUAAGAUGUUUUAUGAAUCAAUUUUCUAGUAAUGUUGAGAGUACUAUAGCCGUCAAUAUCGUUAAUCUGAAACAGUAGAGUACAUUUUACCCCCCAAACCCUAUUUCAGUGAACAACCGAUUUAUUGCUCUUUAGUUUCCUUGUGUUAGUAUUAACUCAUAGGCGACAAGAACUUGAAAUUUUUUGUAACGAAUAUUUCGUAACCUCGGUUGAUCAUUGAAACCUUUGACGUUUCGAUAUCCGAUCGCGUGAUCUUAACCGCUUAAGCGGUUUGCUUUAGUUGCCUUUUAGGACUGCGCAAAUAAAAUCGUCGGGUCCGAUCAGUUUUGCACCUGCCAAUACUAAGCUUGCCACUCUGGCAAAAUUUCCGGGCAUUUUGGUCCAAGUAUGAAUGCUCUGUUCCAGGUGGCUGUUUUCGGGGAAAAAGUGAGCCAACUCUAAAAGUGGUCGACCUGUUAGCGCUGUUGGAUAGAAACUUGCCGUUCCACUUUUUAGAAUUAUCGUCUCCAGCUGCACCUCAACGAAAAGUUACCAAAAUUUCGGUUGAGAGGUAAAUGGAUGCUUUGAUCUCGGUAGAACAUAAUGUUUCGAGCGUACAAUGUUUGUGUCGAUUUUGUUACCUAGGUUAGACCCAAUGGACUUUAGACCGGUCGAUUUGAGUGUAACGGUAGGGUAGGCCCUACUGGAUAGUAGUAGAGACCUUCAGAUUCAAGGAUGAGGGCGAUAAAGAGGAGAUUUAUCUUUACGUUUUUCCUUAAAAAAUAGAUGCACCGGAAAGCUUCCUUGUACUUUGUUUCACCAGAGAGUUGACACUGUUAUUUUUAGUGACGGAGGUUAAGCCCUCCCUCGAUCGCAAACAGUUCUAACAUUUCAUGACUUGUUUCCAAGUCUAGGACAUAUUAAAACGCGUAGUAGAAUGAUGACGGCUACCACCGUAUUUUCCCGCCAUAAUGACGCUUAUUUACGCGCGAUCACUUCUUAGUAUUGAGAAAAUCUCGUACUCGCAGUCGUACUCGUCUUUGAAUCUAAAGAUCUCUAGAGUGUUCUGUGCCAAGGCAAGGCCCCAGUUUACAAACGCUUGUACGGAGCCAGAUAGGAUUACACACGUGGAUCUUGCACUUGGCUUAGUGUUCUUCUCUCAGAUUAACUAUUAUCAUGGGUAAUUUUUUCGGGUAAGAUUUGACAAAAUCACAAAACUGUAAAUAAAAAAGAAAAAAGUAUAAGCUCUAAAGUGUUUGAGCUCGCAAUCAGUAAAUCCAGGAAAAAAAAUUAAUCGCUCGUAAUGUGCUUGUGACUGAAAUCAAAGCGUAUAGCGAGACUUUUUAUGACAUUGUCCAUAGUUAGGUAAAAAAGUAUUUUUAAUGAAACAGUAUAUGUUGUUGUCUUUUCACCAGUGUUCAAUACGAAUUGGAUUUG
Messenger RNA from Porites lobata, 23794 nucleotides. NCBI's taxonomy places the organism in Eukaryota, Metazoa, Cnidaria, Anthozoa, Scleractinia, Poritidae. The record is from the annotation of a GenBank genome assembly.